Cynoglossus semilaevis (tongue sole) is the source of this 345-nucleotide messenger RNA. Its product is annotated as melatonin receptor type 1B-B-like. Gene Ontology annotation, molecular function: melatonin receptor activity. NCBI's taxonomy places the organism in Eukaryota, Metazoa, Chordata, Actinopteri, Pleuronectiformes, Cynoglossidae. The transcript has a single exon. Gene Ontology annotation, cellular component: plasma membrane. Gene Ontology annotation, biological process: G protein-coupled receptor signaling pathway. The record is from RefSeq and is a predicted model, not a curated record. The annotation marks the transcript as partial.
GUCAGUGGUUUCUUCAUGGGCCUCAGUGUCAUUGGUUCAAUCUUCAACAUCACAGGGAUCGCAGUCAACAGAUACUGCUACAUCUGUCACUCCUUCUCCUACAGUCGCCUCUACAGCUACCGCAACACGCUGCUGUUUGUUGCCUUGAUUUGGCUGCUCACCGUCGUGGCCAUCGUCCCCAAUUUCUUCGUGGGGUCGCUGCGCUACGACCCCAGGGUCUACUCCUGCACGUUCGCCCAGAACGUCAGCAGCUCCUACACAGUGGCCGUGGUGGUGAUUCACUUCCUGGUUCCCAUCGCCGUGGUUACCUUCUGUUAUCUUAGAAUAUGGGUGCUUGUCAUUCAG